AUGAUUUUUGCUUUUCUCUUGUAUUUUCUAUUUUUAGCUAACACAGUGCUAUCAAAGUAUUUUAGUAAGUUUUCCAUUUUUAAUUGUAAAAAUUCAACAAAAUUAUCCAGUUUGUCCAAAUCGAUUGAUCACAUUAGAAGAUGGUCCGAUUGGUGUGAUUCCACGUGGAAGAGUUGGUUUAUCUGUUAUACCGGCAAAUUAUAAUUGCACAUAUUAUUUUUAUAUUCCGCCAGGUUUUGCUUUACAUUUUUCAAUCAGUACACAUUAUGAGAUUUUGCUUGGAGAUCAAAUUGUAUUUACAAACAAUUUGGGAGAAGAAUUUAUGUGAGUUUAUCAGCAUACAACAAAUUAAUUAUCAUCCGCAGUUGUUGUAAUUUUUUUGAUCUUUUUGACGAUGAAGUUCUUAUAAGGUGGGAUAUAGUAAAUAUAACAAGAUGAACUGGUUAUUGUAUAACACAAUAAAAAUAAUGUCACAAAAAAUUUGAGAAUUUCCAAAUUAUCGAUCAUUGAUAAUCCCAAACAUGUUGCUCCGCUGAAAAUUAACAACGGCAUUUUCACUUGAAAAUCAAUGAUAUUAAUCAGUUUUUUGUUUAAGCAUUUGACUUCUUCAGUUAGAUGAUGUUCAUGAAAUUCAAUGAAUUUGACGAUUUUCUUUCUGAGCCAAUAAUAAGUUAUUAUUAUGCAGAAACUUGUUGUUAUUAACAACAUAAUUAUUGCAAAAACGGAAAAUUCUGGAUAGAAAAACCAGAAUAUUAUAUGGAGAGCUGAAGUAAUCGUGAGAAUUGCACACAAAAACAAUAUGAUGUUAACAGUCGGUUCUUUGAUAUAAAUAAUAUAAUAUCGAAAAAUAUAACUGAUAAUCAACCAUAUAAGAUUUUGAUUUAACAGAAUCAACAUAGAUAUAGUUGAAAUAUAACAGACAUUUGAAUUCAAAAAAGAGCACAAUCCAAAACAUUCUAGCUCAGCCUCCAAAGAACUGUCAAAUUUAACCGAACUCAUUGAUAAAAUAUCAAAUAUCAAAAUGAGUAAAUUUGUAAUGCACUUACAAGUUAAAAGAACUGAACAAGGACGCAUUAUUCUUGGUGAUUUUGUUAACGCCAAAAAUAGUAACAUUGAGUUUGCUACCAUUCCAACGAAGCAAACAAAAGCGUGGACAAAAAUGAAAAUCAGCAUUAUAAUUAUCUGAUUUUUGUUUCUUAUGAGAUUGUUUUUGUUGUGCCUCUUUUUAUAAAAAAUUUCGAAAAUCCCUGAAGAUUGACGAGACAUGUCACAUGAUUUUGAUAAUGCACUUAUCUAUUUUUGUCAUAAACACCUACGUCUUUGUUCAGAAUACCAACUCCAAAUCAACAUAUUGAUGAAUGGUCAGCUUCAUCAACAGCCUCACUUCUUAUUAGAACAAUUUCAAAUUCAAGUCAAAUGUUUGCUAUUUAUGAAUUUGUCAAUAUUCACAAAUAUUAUAGACAAAAAGUUUUAGAAACUGGAGAUUAUUUCGCUUUGAAUUCUAUGAAAUUCUUAUAUUAUACUUUCAAAUCACAUGAGCGUAUAAAAAUCAAUAUUGCUAUUAAAAGUACUCAGGAUUUUGAUCCACAUCUUGAGAAAAUUUUUGUUUAUGAUGGUGGAGAUUUGAAAAAUUCAAAAAUGAUUGGAAACCUAUACAAAUUUUCUCGAAAGUCUGGAGUCUCAACUAAAAAUAAUAUAAGUUUUAUAAAUCUUUAUGAUGUUCCAUCACCAUCUUAUGUUAUUGGAAAUGAUUACUCAAUUAUAUCAAAAUUCGCAAAAUACAAAGCAGUACUCAUGUCAAAGAAUGAACAAACAUCUGGCGAAUUUUAUGACUCGAGUAAUUUGAGCAGUGCCUACACGUGGAUUUGUUCCGAUUGUUCAACAUUUUAUUGGAAUGUUUUGAAAUUUGACAAAUGGAAAACACCAAAAGAAGAAGCAUUUAUUGAAGUACAACCAUUAUCACCAAGUCAUCAAAUGAAACCUAUUUUGAAUUAUUCGGGAAUUCAUCAUUCGGACAACUAUUUUCCACAACUUCUACCAACUCGAAUGUUUACAGUUAUAAAUCAUCAUUCAAAAAUUGGUCUCACAAUUAACACUCUCAAUAUGACAAGUACGAAAUGAAAUUGUUUACUUUUCAAAAAAAAUCAAACAAUUUUCAGAUUCUAAAUGGUUACAACCUUAUGAUGGUCGAAAGGGAAUUAUUCAUUCUCCAUCAUUAUGGGAUCCUCAAACCCGUCCAUCAUUCAAUUAUUCUUUCGGUAAGAAUUUUUAUAAUUUCUUCGUUUCUGAAUAAUUCACUUCUUCAGAAGAUCCAGAUCAAACAUAUUAUUUCAACAUAAGUGUGAAAUCCGUGAACGGAGAAACCUUGAUCCUGCAAUCUGGACCCGAAGUUUUCCAAGAGUUGUGA
Messenger RNA from Caenorhabditis angaria, 2407 nucleotides. NCBI's taxonomy places the organism in Eukaryota, Metazoa, Nematoda, Chromadorea, Rhabditida, Rhabditidae. The record is from the annotation of a GenBank genome assembly.